AUGUGUGCGUCGCGGUCGUCUGCUCGUGAUACAGAUCCAGAACCUAGAGAAUUCAGGAUCUUUAGUGUUAAAAGACUUUCUUACUUCAAAAUACCAUCAGAGUUUAGAGAAGGCAGAUGUCGGAGUGUAGCGGAAUUCGAGAAACUUAAUCGAAUUGGUGAAGGAACAUAUGGCAUAGUUUACCGUGCCCGUGAUACUGUCACAAAGGAGGUUGUAGCUUUAAAAAAGGUGCGGAUGGAAAAUGUUAGGGAUGGAAUUCCAAUUAGUAGCUUGCGUGAAAUCACAUUGUUGCUUAGUCUUAAGCAUCCGAAUGUUGUCCAUCUAAGAGAGGUUGUUGUUGGACGGAGCUUAGAUAGCAUCUUCCUCGUAAUGGAAUAUUGUGAACAAGACAUGGCUAGCCUACUUGACAAUAUGCCUAAUCCUUUCACUGAGUCUCAGGUCAAAUGCAUAAUGCUGCAACUGUUUAAAGGCCUCAGGUAUCUCCAUGAAAACUUUAUAAUCCACCGGGACCUAAAAGUGUCAAACUUGCUAAUGAAUGACAAAGGACUUGUUAAAAUAGCUGACUUUGGACUCUCACGCCCAACUCACUCUCAUAAUCCCAUGACUCCCUGUGUUGUUACCUUAUGGUACCGGGCUCCUGAAAUUCUGCUUGGGGAUAAGAACCAAACUAAAGCUGUCGACAUAUGGUCAGCUGGAUGUAUUAUGGGUGAGCUUCUACUGCAUAAACCCUUGCUUCCAGGAAAGACAGAAGUGCAUCAACUAGAGCUGAUUAUUGACUUACUUGGUACGCCGAAUGAUCAAAUUUGGCCGAAUUUGUCCAAGUUACCAACGUUGGAGAAAAUUAACUUAAAGAAACAACCGUAUAACAAUUUACGACACACCUUCCCUUGGUUAUCUGAUGCUGGAUUACGUCUGCUAAACUUCUUGUUCAUGUACGAUCCUUCCAAACGUGCCCGAGCGCGUGAAUGCUGUCAGAGUUCUUAUUUCCGUGAACAUCCUUUACCUUGUGAACCUGACAUGAUGCCGUCUUUUCCUCAACAUCGCUUGAAACGUAAGAAUUCCCCUAGUGAAUACGAUACCAAAGGCACCAGUCAAGCUCAAGACCAAACAGCCGGAUUAUUUGAUGCCGCUUUCGAUCGGAUUGUGAAAAAACGUCGUGCAUGA
Molecule: messenger RNA, 1164 nt
Organism: Heterobilharzia americana
Lineage: Eukaryota; Metazoa; Platyhelminthes; Trematoda; Strigeidida; Schistosomatidae
Source: the annotation of a GenBank genome assembly